Molecule: messenger RNA, 1852 nt
Organism: Phaedon cochleariae (mustard beetle)
Lineage: Eukaryota; Metazoa; Arthropoda; Insecta; Coleoptera; Chrysomelidae
Source: the annotation of a GenBank genome assembly
AUUCUCGCGAAGGAUAGGUUACAUUUCUUGUGGGUGUCUAAAAGAAUAAUUAAUAAAAUGUCGAUUUUAGCGAGCCCAUUAUCAGUUGCUGGAUCUAGAACUACUGGUAGCUCAGUACGCAAUCAAAAUGUAAUGGCAGCAUCUACAAUCGCAAAUGUAGUAAAAAGUUCAUUAGGUCCUGUGGGGCUAGACAAGAUGUUGGUAGAUGAUAUUGGAGAUGUAACAGUCACAAAUGAUGGGGCCACUAUUUUACGUUUGUUGGAAGUGGAACAUCCUGCCGCCAGAGUAUUAGUAGAGUUAGCACAAUUACAAGAUGAAGAAGUUGGUGAUGGCACUACUUCUGUUGUCAUAAUUGCUGCAGAAUUGCUGAAAAAUGCAGAUGAACUGGUGAGACAAAAAAUUCAUCCCACAUCCAUCAUUAGUGGAUAUAGGUUAGCUUGUAAAGAAGCUUGUAGGUAUAUUCAAGAUCACCUCACCAUUUCUGUUGAAGAAUUAGGAAAGGAAUGUGUUGUGAAUAUUGCUAAAACAUCAAUGAGUUCAAAAAUCAUUGGAGCUGAUGCUGAAUUAUUUUCUGCUAUGGUUGUUGAUGCUGCUAAUGCCAUCAAAGUAACAGAUGCUAGAGGAAAUGCUUUGUAUCCAAUCAAAGCUGUCAACAUCCUUAAAGCACAUGGUAAAAGUGCAAGAGAAAGUUUCCUUGUACAAGGUUAUGCUUUGAAUUGUACUGUAGCUAGUCAGGCAAUGCCCAAGAAAAUUGUCAAUGCAAAAAUUGCAUGCCUUGACUUCUCCCUGCAGAAAGCCAAGAUGAAGAUGGGAGUUCAGGUUCUGAUCACCGAUCCCGACCAACUGGAAUCGAUCCGCACGCGCGAGCUCGACAUCACCAAGGAGCGCAUCCAGAAGAUCCUCUCGACCGGCGUCAACGUCGUUCUGGUCUCGGGAGGCAUCGACGACCUGUGCCUCAAGUAUUUCGUGGAGGCGGGGGCGAUGGGGGUGCGCAGAGUGAAAAAGUCCGAUCUGAAGAGGAUCGCGAAGGCGACGGGGGCGGCCUUCCUCACCUCGCUGACCAACAUGGAGGGCGAGGAGACGUUCGACGCCGGCAUGGUGGGGGAGGCUGCCGAGGUGGUGCAGGACAGGAUUUCGGAUGACGAGUUGAUCAUCAUCAAGGGUCCCAAAGCCCGCACGGCUGCCUCGAUCAUCCUGCGCGGCCCCAACGACUUCUACUGCGACGAGAUGGAGCGUUCCGUGCACGAUGCUCUCUGCGUCGUCAAGCGCGUGCUCGAAUCGAAGAGCGUGGUCGUUGGCGGCGGGUCCGUCGAGGCCGCCCUCUCGAUCUACCUGGAGAACUUCGCGACGACGCUGAGCUCGAGGGAGCAGCUGGCCAUCGCCGAGUUCGCCAAGAGUCUGCUGGUGAUACCGAAGACGCUGGCGGUAAACGCGGCGCAGGACGCCACUGACCUGGUGGCGAAGUUGCGGGCGUACCAGAACUCGAGCCAAACCAAGAAGGAUCACGCGCAUUUGAAGUACGUCGGCUUGGAUCUGAUCGAAGGCACAGUCAGAGAUAAUAGGAAAGCUGGUGUAUUGGAGCCGACAAUAUCGAAGAUUAAGUCUUUGAAAUUCGCUACCGAGGCCGCCAUCACAAUUCUGAGAAUCGACGAUAUGAUCAAACUCGAUGCCGAGCAGAAGGGAGGAAAGAACUACCAACAGGCAAUGGAUAGUGGAGAAUUAUACGAUUGAGUCUCUCAACAUUAAUAUCACGUUACUAAUUUAUCGCUUUUUGAGAAUAAUCACGUUCACUCAUCAUGUAUUAUUUGAAUACGUUAAUUCUUUAGAUUGACAUUUUUUAAAUAAAUUAAUG